GCCGCGCUCUCUUCACCUCUUGUCUCGCAUCGACUUGUAGAUGCGCACGCAGAUUGGCCCGGAUAUCACAUCACAUCACAUCACAUCCCACCACCCCUUCCUCACUGACAGCGACCUCAUUCCCACUCCGACCCUUACUGGGUUGUCGCCGCACAGCAUGUCGAUCCCGACCCCGACCCCGACCCCGACCCCGACGCCGCACACAUCGUCCUCGUCUCCGUCAGCCAGCGGCGGCACAACACCCUUUGCCAUCGUCACGCUAGUCACCACCGACGACUACUUGCCCGGCGCACUCGCUCUCUCCGCUUCCCUAGCCAAGCAUUUGCCCGCAUCUACCGAUCAAGCCAGCCGAAGCGCUUCGGACGAUGCGUCAGCGACGACGAGCGACGCACCUCGGCAAGAUAUCCACACCAUCGCUCUAGUGACUCCGGCCAGUCUUAGCCCUCGAACCAUCAAAUCUUUGGCGCGUCGUUUUGAUCGCAUAGUGGGAGUGGAGCAAAUCUCUCUCGCUACUUCCAUCGUCGACGAAGCUACAAAAAAGCUGGCUGCUACUGGCUCGGGCGUUGGCGGUGCGCAACAACGAUCUCAGGAUGCCAAGUUGGGCAGAAGGAUUCGAAGGCAGGCGGCGAGGAAUUUGGCCUUGUUAGGCCGGCCAGAUUUGGGAGAAUCGGCUGGGGCGGCAUUGACCAAGCUGCACGCAUUCCGAAUGGAUGCGUACAAGCGGGUCCUCUUCCUCGACGCGGACACCAUCGUCUUGCGACCGAUCCAUCACCUCUUUGGACUUGCCCCUUCCCCUCUGUACGCUGCGCCGGACAUUGGCUGGCCAGACGCCUUCAAUUCUGGCGUCUUGCUCCUUCAACCUUCGGCCAGCACGUUUGCAUCGAUAAGAUCAUUUGCAGCUACCACCGGAACUUGGGACGGUGCCGAUCAAGGUCUGCUCAAUGAUUUCUUUGGCGGCGAAAGAAAGCGCGGGCAAGAGGGCUCAGGUGGAGGUUGGGACAGGCUAAGCUUCACCUAUAAUGCCACUCCCAACGGCGGUUACACCUAUGCUCCUGCAUACGUACGCUACGGCAGUGGCAUUCACAUUGCCCACUUUAUCGGCUCGCACAAACCUUGGCACUCGCCGCGUCCAAACGCUGAUGCUGCAGCAGCAGGUCGAGAUCGCGCAGCAAAUGACUACACGGCCCUUCUCAGGUCUUGGCACAACUACUAUGAAGCUGCUGUGCCCUCUCGCAAGACUUUGCAGACCGCUUCUGGAUCGCGUCGGGGCGCAACCCGCGUUGUGCACUCGUCUCGCGGCGUCGAGAUCGUAGAGGAGGAGGAGGAGGGCCAGUUCGAGGUACCGACCUAUCAAGCGGCGUGGGAAAGGAGCGAGACGGGCGUAGCAGCUUCUUCUGGCGCGGGCAACGUCGAUGACCUUCGUGCCAUGUUUGGCGAAGGGCGCACAAGCGUCGGCGACAUCGCUUCCAGGUACGCUGCCGUAGGAGCUUAUUACAGCUUGCCUCUUGAAGGGCGCACAAGCUUGAUUCCCCCGCCAGCAGACGCGUGGGACGAUCCAGGAGAUAGCACGGACGAAGAGGCGGAGGCUCGCAAACGCAAAGUCGCUGCUGAUGCGCACAGAGCCAGAGAAGCAGCAGAGAUGGCCUCAUCAGGACAAGCUGUCAAACCUCAGCACGCCUCAUCAACCUCGCCCACCGGAGACGGCACAUGGUCACCUCCACACCUCUCGUGGAAUCCUGCCAUGGGACCGCCACCGAGCGAUUCUUACCAGAUGGCUGCCCCGCCAGAUGCAUAUUACGAAAAUGCUUGGGAAUCCAACGACGGCAGCCGGCACGCUUUCUUUAGACCUGCGGCCGACGACCGCGCUAGAGCAGACGAAGCCUCGCGUAGACGCGCACUUGAACGCUUGCAGCGCGAGCACUGGUUCGACAAUCUCGGAUCCGACCGACCAGAUCCAAACGCUGUCAAGGCCGUCUUUCCGUGGGAGCAAGGCAAACAGACUGGUGAAUCGGUGCCCACACGUCGAUUUCCUGAAGAGCCGCCUUCUGUGCAACCGCACAGCUCGGAAAUGGACCGCAGCUUGGCUGCGGCGGCUUCUCAGCCUCCCUCGCUGAGAAAUUGGCCGGAUCAAGUGUCUAGCUCUUCUCAGCCCGCAUCUUACGGCGGCAAUGAAUCGCGCGGCUUGCCACAGACUUUGAGCUACACGAACGCUUGGGAUGUGGAGGGAUCUCUGGGGCGAUUCGGAGCGGAUCGUUGGCGGCCGUCCAUGGACGAAGGUCAAUCGAGAGGGGUCCAGACCGAGGCGGACGUGGUCACGCGAGGUUCGCAGACCAAACGAGGCAGGUACAAGCAUUGGAGCGGCGGCACAGGGGGCUCGUCAGUCCAAGCAGACGGAAGCAUCGAGGAUAUCAGAAGAGAUGAGGGAGCCAAAGAUUCCGCAUUGGGCAUGUACGGUGUUGGUGCGCACCAAUUGGCCGAUCAGUCUGCCGACGGCGAUGACGAGUCUAGCUCGGAAGGCAACGAGAGCGACGAUGAGGAGGGUUAUCUGCAGAGGCAACAUCAACAACAGCCACAGCAAUCGCGACCAACUUCGCUUGUGGGCCGCGGCUAUCAGCGCAAAGCGGAAGCUUCGGCAAACGUUGCGAAGAAUGCGAGUCCGCGCAGUCCCAAGACGCCUGUAGCCAUGCUUUCGCCGCUUGGCGGUAGUGCUACGAGCGGGAGCGGCGGCGGCGGAGGAGGAGGAGGAGGGGGUGCGUUGGGGGGUAGCGGUAAUUUGCGGUACGGAUCGUUUGAUCUUCGACGUACGCGAUCCGAUUCUGCCGAAGAUUCCAGCUCGACGCCCACUGCUGCCAGUCCAGAGGCGAUGGGAUCUGCUGCUGCAAGAGCAACGAUGACCGGUAGAGCUCGUAUACGUCCAGACGGAACGUACGACGAUAGCGCUGCUUCCCCCCCCUCCUCCUCCUCCUCCUCCUUCUCUUUUCAUGGCUCUUUUCAAGAUCCCAGCAACACGCUCAGAGAUUUGACGCUGCAACAACCAUCCUUGUCUGCUCGCGCCGCCACCGCCACCACCGCCGCCACGACGACGACGACGAGACAAGCGGGGGGACACGCUUCUCGCGCAGAAGCUGCCUCUAGCGGCAGUUCUCAAUCCGGCGGCGGCGGCGCAGCUUCGCCUUCCAUGGGCACUUCGCCCGUCUUUUCCAGAUCCGAAUUGACCCAGCUAGCUAGGACGCAUCAACAUGCUUCUUCUUCCGCUUUCGCUUCGCUCCCUGCUGCUGGCAGAAGGCGCGGAGGUGCAGGAAAUGGCAGCACGGGAGGCGCGGGCUGGUAAGACGGCGCUGGGGCGCGCGCGCGCGCGCGCGUUGGGGCGCACGACGAAGCUGCUUGUUCAAGCAAACGAUUUUGCACGCCCCCACGCAUUGAUGAUUUAGAAUUUGAAAUACAUGGGGCCCACACAAUUACAGAAGGGGGGCGCGCUUUGGUACUACACAUCGAGCAGCUCUUUGGCACGGGCAUAGGC
Molecule: messenger RNA, 3520 nt
Organism: Ceraceosorus guamensis
Lineage: Eukaryota; Fungi; Basidiomycota; Exobasidiomycetes; Ceraceosorales; Ceraceosoraceae
Product: nucleotide-diphospho-sugar transferase
Exons: 4
Coding region: 41-3331 (1096 amino acids)
Cellular component (GO): cytoplasm
Molecular function (GO): glycosyltransferase activity
Source: RefSeq, a predicted model, not a curated record